CUGGUCCAAGGAGGGUUUUUGGCUUUCCCCUUGCCCUCCUCUUCUGCUUUAUUAUGCCGUGUAUAGUAGCCGGUAAAUCCCACCGCCAGUUCCUCCUUCUGUGUUUUUGGGUUUUGAGUUUAACCAAGAGAGCGAGAGAAUAUUAAUUUUAAUAAUAAAUAGAAGGAAAAAAAGAAAAAGAAAGGAAAGCCCAUUGGGUGGUUUUGCAGGGAGGUUUCAUUUGAUGAUCAUCAUCCACACAGGAUUCAGAUAUACAAACUAACCCUUGUCCUUUUCCUUCCUUGCUUAUUCUCUGUCGUUCCUCACUCUCUCUCAAUGUCCUUCCCUGUCGAAAAGAAAAAGGUUCGAUUUUUAAUUUGAAUAAAUUGUAGUUGGUUGGUGGUUUCUUCAUUCAUUCAAUUCAGAGGCCGUCCUUGUGAGAAUUUUGGCAGGUGGGUUUGAAGGCUGGUGCUUUUCUUUGCUGGUUUCGAAAGGCUUCAUCAAAAGUUUCUGAUUGCAUAUAUGGGCUGAAGAAAAGCUGUUACGGUUGGUUAGACAGUAAAGCUGGUUUUGUUUUGAUUAAUGAAUUCCUUUCACUAUGAAUGUGUAAGAUAUGUCAGUGGAAAGGAGGCUGGAAUAUGGUUUCGGUGGCUACAGGGUCCCUGUGGUUCCUCGUGCUGCUCGAUCAUAUAGGGGCAGAGGAUUGACCAGGAAGAAAGGAGAUAAAGAGGGCGAGAUACGAGCAUUUGAAAUCUUAGCAAGUGUAGCUGGUAAAAUAUUGCAGGAUGGUGAAGUUUCUUCUGCUGCUUGUAAUGGUGAUGAAGAAACAGAAUUGUCUAAACCAGACUCUUCUGUUUGUGGUGGGAAAACUGAUCCCUCAGGCUCGGAGACUGGUUUGAAUCAAGGCUAUCCAUUCCAUGACUUCUUAUCACCACCUCAGGCGACUUCUUCUAGUCACAAGGGAAGCUCAACUUCUUCCGAUCACUUGGAGAAGAAGAUACAUGAAGAUGCUGCUGAUGAUAAUUUGUCUCCCAAGGGAUGGGAAAUGUAUCAAGGCCAAAGGGAGAGCCUAGUAGCUCAGGUGAAGCCUGAUGAAGUUGAGUGCAAAGUCAAAAGUGCUGAAAGUGGAACUUCGCCGCCUGUUCAAGUUGAUUUUGAGGACAAGAUGGAAAUCGACAUGAACAUUCCUGCACGGGCUAGUCCCGAGAACAAUAAUGUGAAGCCAUCAUCGUCAUUAUUCAAGAACUGCAUUGGUGGCUUAGGUUGUUUCUCUGGACGUUCUGCUGAAACUAAAGUAGAAGUCACUAGAGAUGAUGAUGACGAAAAUGCUAGUGGGUGCUCUCAAGAUGUGCAGUCAUAUAAACAGCAACAUAUAUCCUGUAAUGGAGUUCAGAAACCCAGGAACUCAUCAUCAGCAUCUGUACUGAAGCAUUGGAGGGUAACAGCUGCUAACUCCAAGGUCGGGGGAUUUUUCAGAACUGAUGGGAAGGCAUCAACAACCAAAGCAACUUACAAUAAUAGUGGGAAGUCUUCUUCAAAUAAUCAGCAAAAAACUCAGAAAGUUAUACCUUUCAAGAAACGGAAGUUCUUUGCAUGUGAUGGUGCAUCUGUGUGUGAUGACUUAUUUACUUCUCCUAACAAAAGAACCAAUGAUGACAACAGCUGCGGCUCAGCAUCAGGAACAUCAUCUUCAGUAUCAGGCCAACAUACACCUCCAAACUCACGAGACUGUAAUGUCAAGUUUAGCAUCAAAUCAUUCAAGGUUCCUGAGCUCUUCAUCGAGAUUCCUGCGACAGCAACUGUUGGCUCAUUGAAGAGGACGGUAAUGGAGGCAGUCACUGCUAUCCUUGGUGAUGGACUACACGUUGGCAUCCUGGUGCAAGGAAAGAAGGUUAGAGAUGACAACAAAACCUUGCUCCAGACUGGGAUUUCUCAAGAUGACAAGCACCAUGGUUUGGGUUUCAUAUUGGAGCCCAGGCAACAUGUUCAAAUAGCUUCAUCAUCACCACCUUCCUGUGCUCAGACGCCCUCCUUCUUAAUCAGCCGUUCUCCUGCUGCUGCAUCUAGCAGGCAUACAUCUCUGAAGCUACAAGCUGGGGGAUCAAGUGGUGUUUCUCCAAUUGUUUCCACAGACAUGGGAUUUGUUGGGAGGAGUGGUGGUGGAAGUGGUGAUUCAGGCAGAGCUAUUGUCCCUCUUGUUGAUGAGCGAGCGUCUGUACCUGAAUCAAAAGCUCUGGUGACAGUUCCAUCAAUUAGAAUGGAGGCAAUGGCAAUGGUGCCCUUCCACAGGAAAUCCGGUCAGCCUGAGCUUGGUCAGCGCCGGAUGAGAAGACCCUUCUCGGUCUCAGAGGUGGAAGCACUUGUUCAGGCUGUUGAAAAACUUGGAACUGGAAGGUGGCGUGAUGUCAAGUUGCGUGCUUUUGAUAACGUGCACCAUCGAACUUACGUGGAUUUAAAGGAUAAGUGGAAGACAUUGGUACAUACAGCAAGGAUAUCCCCACAGCAAAGAAGAGGGGAGCCUGUUCCACAAGAACUUCUGGACCGAGUUCUGGCCGCCCAUGCUUACUGGUCGCAGCAGCAGGCCAAACAGCAAGCUAAAGCUACUUCUUGAUGUGAAGAGCCCCAUACAGGAUAAGGGGUGCUGUUGUCAAGUUCAUGGUUGAUUGUAAAUUAGAAAUAUUAUAGAAAGUAAACAUAAAACUCUUUGUAGAUUAAGAUAUGGUUUUGUUUAUAGGGGGUUCAUUUUUUUGUUGGCUUUGCUAACUUAACCCCAAGCUGCCCCUUGAAGGAGGAGGUUUGGACCAUUUGUAGAUUGAAUUUGUAUUCAUGACAGCAAAGCUUUGUUCCUUUUUUUUGUUGAUUUUUUGCAAACUGCAGCAAACACUUUGUUCAGUUUUUGCUCCCUCUGUGAAUAAGAAGGGAAAGCGCUAGCUUCUUUUGUUUGUUUAAUGUCUGAGAAAGUGGUGCUGUAACGAAUUGUACUUCCUUUGCAACUUUCUGAUAGUUUGAGGGUUGUAAUAAUUGGAUGAUAGCGAAACAAAUAGAUAGAAAAGGGACUGAAGUGUAAGAGACGAGGAGUCUAGGAUGGGUAUAAAUAAUACCACGUGAACCAUU
This is a messenger RNA of Linum tenue, 3093 nucleotides long. The record is from the annotation of a GenBank genome assembly. NCBI's taxonomy places the organism in Eukaryota, Viridiplantae, Streptophyta, Magnoliopsida, Malpighiales, Linaceae.